AUGUAUUUCUCUAAGCCAUUUUCUCUUCUCUGUUUAAUUUCCUUCUUUCUCCUCCUCCACACUGUCCAUUGUGCAGACCCUCUUUACCAUUUUUGUUCUACCAAGGACAACUACACUGACAAAAGUUCUUAUGGUUCUAACUUGAAUGGCCUGAUAAAUCUCCUACACACCAAAGUUCCACCAACCGGAUUCGGAUUUGGCUCAACCGGGAAAGGCCAAGACCGUGUCAAUGGCCUAGCCCUGUGCCGGGGAGAUGUCUCCAAAUCAGAUUGUAAAACUUGUGUCACCAAUGCAACCAAAGUGAUCCGCGAGCACUGUCCACGCAACAAAGGAGCCAUUAUUUGGUACGAUAAUUGUAUGUUUAAGUACUCAAAUGUGGAGUUCUUUGGAGAUAUCGACAACGGUUUUAAGGUCUAUUUGUACAAUGUAGAGGAGGUAGAUGAUCCCAAGCCAUUUAAUGAGAAAACAAAGAGGUUGCUAAGCCUCUUAGCUAGUAAAGCUUAUGGUAGUCCAGUUUUAUUUGCCACAGGAGAGCAAGAGCUUAAAGGAUCAAAGAAAUUGUAUGGGUUGGUUCAGUGCACUAGAGAUCUCUCUCAAACUGAUUGUAAGAAGUGCCUUGAUGGUGCAAUAAGUGAACUGCCUAAAUGUUGUGAUGGAAAACGAGGAGGGAGGGUGAUUGGUGGCAGUUGUAACUUCAGAUAUGAGCUUUACCCUUUUGUUAAUGUUGAGAAUAACUCAUAG
Molecule: messenger RNA, 741 nt
Organism: Cornus florida
Lineage: Eukaryota; Viridiplantae; Streptophyta; Magnoliopsida; Cornales; Cornaceae
Product: cysteine-rich repeat secretory protein 38-like
Exons: 1
Coding region: 1-741 (246 amino acids)
Source: RefSeq, a predicted model, not a curated record